AUUGUUUGCAUCUAUGGUGGAGGUUUAGUUUUUCAGUUUUUGAAUAAAAAUAUUUUAAAAACUAUGGCGUACUUAACCCAGCCUGACUACGUAAAAUAUGUGUGUUCUUGUGGACAGCUUAAACCUAUUACCAGCCUCUAUUUCUGUAGGCAUUGUCUCAAAAUACGAUGUGGAUUCUGCAUUUGUCAUGAGGUGGAUUCCCAUUACUGUGCCAACUGCCUGGAGAACAUGCCAUCUUCAGAGGCGCGGCUCAAGAAGAACCGGUGCAGCAGCUGCUUCGACUGCCCGAGCUGCUUUCACACGCUGUCCACUCGGGCCACCACUGCCCAACCUAGGCAGCCACCCCAGGAUAAUGCUGCAGGUGGAGAUGCAAAAGUGGAGAAUAAACAACCGAAGAAGAUGUACUACUUAUCCUGCUUCAACUGCCGGUGGACCUCCAGAGACGUGGGCAUACCUGACCAGCCAGUUGCAUCAGGGGGGUGGCCGGAGAGGACGAACCCGUUCACGACGCGCGUCAACCAGCUGCUCGACUACUACAAGGCCAUCGCACUGCAAGAGAAGCAGGAGAAGAUAGAGAGAGAGAGGAAGAAGUUCUCCAUCCGUGGGAAGUUCAUCACUCUCACUGAUAAGACGGGUCUCACAGGUGCGAUGGCGCGGAACAUAGCAGGACUCCCGUCCGCUGAAGGCGGCUCGUCUUCCGCCAUCGCCAACUUCACGCCCAGCCAGGCGAGUGCCGACGUGGCUGAACUACCAGAUGACAUCUUCACCAAGGACGUCAAUCUUAAACAGAUAACGAGCAUGUGCCAGCGGCUGGCGUCGCCGGAGUGGCAGCCGGCGUCGGUGUCGCGGCUGCAUCCUCUCGCCAAGCUGCUCAGCGUCAAGAGGAGUCAGCGGUGCCGCGCCUGCGACCACAACCUCACCAAGCCGGAGUAUAAUCCUGGCUCCAUCAAGUUCAAGAUCGAGUUGCUGGCUUACUACCACGUACCAGAGAUAAAGAUAAUGUCUUACGAAACAAUCAAGCCGGGUCAGAAGUCAGCGCUGCUGAUCAAGCUUACCAACCCGACGGGACACGAGAUGCAGGUGCGUUUGCUGCAACCUGAAGACGUGCCGCCUGUUGAGGAGGACGAACAACCAAAGAGCAUCGACAAGUCGCUGGAGAAGUCGCUCAAUUUGGAGAAGGACGCGUCGCUGUACAAGGCCAUGUCGCGCGCGCCCGUGCUGCCGCCGUCGUGCCGCGUCACGGCGCCGGCCGCCGCGCUCAGCGUGGCGCCGCGGGACGACGCCGCCGAGUACGACGACGACGCCACACACGACGACAACGACAUAAUCCUGUGGCGCAAGUCAAACAAGCUGGCUUUGCGUCUAGAAGUAACAGCGGACGAGUCCGUGACGCCGGGCGCGCCUGCGCAGUCCGCGUUUGCGCUGGAGUACUCCUACCGCAACACCGUGCCACCUUCCGCCACCGCCUCACAACACCGCGACCACACCUUAUAUACUACGCUCUUAUUGGAUCUGGGCACUAUUGGCGAAUAAAUAGAUUAAUAGACA
Messenger RNA from Pectinophora gossypiella (pink bollworm), 1548 nucleotides. It is a transcript of the gene DCTN4-p62, whose product is annotated as dynactin subunit 4-like. The record is from RefSeq and is a predicted model, not a curated record. The transcript has 9 exons. Gene Ontology annotation, cellular component: dynactin complex. Lineage: Eukaryota; Metazoa; Arthropoda; Insecta; Lepidoptera; Gelechiidae. Bases 64 to 1533 code for a protein of 489 amino acids.